Erigeron canadensis is the source of this 872-nucleotide messenger RNA. RefSeq names its product PLASMODESMATA CALLOSE-BINDING PROTEIN 1-like. The transcript is spliced from 4 exons. The record is from RefSeq and is a predicted model, not a curated record. NCBI's taxonomy places the organism in Eukaryota, Viridiplantae, Streptophyta, Magnoliopsida, Asterales, Asteraceae. Bases 73 to 651 code for a protein of 192 amino acids.
AAAUCAUACUCUCACACACACUCUCUUUCUAUCUUCUCAAAGCUUCUUGUACUUUUGCAUUCAAGCACACCAAUGGCUGUUCUAGUUGUUGCUCUUCUUAUUUGUUCCAUGGUUGCUCACUCCAGCGGGACAUGGUGCGUGUGCAAAAAAGGAGGAAAUGAUAAAACGCUUCAAAUGGCAAUAGACUAUGCGUGUGGAAACGGGGCGGACUGCACCCAAACACAUCAAGGUGGGAAAUGUUACAACCCGGACACAGUCAUUGACCACUGCAACUAUGCCGUCAACAGCUACUUCCAAGCCAAGGGCCAGACCCCCGAGGCCUGUAACUUCAAUGGUGCAGCCAUGAUCGUCACAUCUGAUCCCAGUAAUAAUGGGUGCACGUAUCCUUCUUCAGCCAGUGGUGGUAACACCGUGACUGCGUCACCUGGAAACACCAAGACACCAGGCUCCACCACUGUGACAACAGGUGGCACCACCACUUCUCCCUACGGAAACAACCCAACCAACACCGGUAUUUUAGGAGGUGGAUAUGGCUCGGGUUCAUCAGGAACUGGUAUCAAUACUGAUGUUAGUAACGGGUUCAUGCUACACCAAGCCUUUGGUUUCUUCGCUUUAAUAGGGUUGGCACUCGUUAUGCUUUUGUGGGGUUGAUCAAAUAUGUAUGUACAAGUGGAUGAUGAAUGUAGUAGUAAGGGGUGCGUACACAUGGUUGUAGUGUUGUUAUUGUUGUUACAUGGGUUGGUUUUAUGUAGGUUAGCGGAUUGUCUAAAAGACAAGCUAGGUUGUAUUUUGGACCUUUAUGUACCUUCCCAUUGUCUAUAUUGGGAAAUUAUCGAUCAUGAAUUAUAUUCCUUUUUGGUGGUCUCGACUCA